Messenger RNA from Komagataella phaffii GS115, 318 nucleotides. RefSeq lists its product as uncharacterized. Gene Ontology annotation, cellular component: mitochondrial intermembrane space; respiratory chain complex IV; mitochondrion. The record is from RefSeq and is a predicted model, not a curated record. Gene Ontology annotation, biological process: mitochondrial respiratory chain complex IV assembly. The transcript has a single exon. Lineage: Eukaryota; Fungi; Ascomycota; Pichiomycetes; Pichiales; Pichiaceae. Bases 1 to 318 code for a protein of 105 amino acids.
AUGGCAUUGUUUUCAUUUUCGAAACAAGAAGAGAAGGCUCCAACUAGAUCCCAGAGAAAGCUGUGCUGGGAUGCACGCGAUGAGUUCUUUCGGUGCCUUGAUAACAUAGAUGUCAUCAACUCCCUGGACGGAAGGAACAAAAAGACGGUGACCACAGAAUGUGGAACGGAAGAAAAAUUUUUCGAACAGAAUUGUGCUGUUUCUUGGGUGAAGUACUUCAAGGAAAAACGUGUAUUUGAUGAGAAGAAAGCUCAACUCCUGAAGGAAGCCGAAAGCCAAGACGCUACUGUGAUACCAUUAUCCGGCAUUCGAAAGUGA